CGGCUCACGCUUGCUUGUCGGCCAGAUAUCAAUCGUGAACUACCUAGGCAACUUUAAACUCCAUCCCAUAACCUUCAACCGACAACAACACAACACACAAUCAUGGCUGACCGAUUCCCUUCGCUUGAGGAGUUUGACUCUGGCGGUAAGUUAUGCGCUCUUCAAUCCUCCUUCCAGCUCCCUAUACACCACCCUCAAUACUGAUGAGGAGCAGCACAAUCAACAGCACAAGACACACCAGGCUUCGAGAGCUCGGGCGGCGACGACUUCCUGAGCCGAGAGAAGGCACUCCUGGGCGAUGAUGCAAACCAAUUUUCCAAUGCUGCUUUCGUAGAGGAUGGGGACGACGAUCUUUUGGGUGGAGGAGGUGGAGGUGGGAACGAGGAGAUCGAAUUCGAGAGCUCCUUCCCAGCCAUCGACACACAAAACGAGGUACGUCUACCCCAGUCCGCGAAAGGUCUACUUCAAACUUUAUGCUGAUCAAGUUAUACAGGGUGUAGCAGCAGGCGGAACCAUCACCGGCACCAGCGCCCCCUUUCAAAGCUCCUAUUACCCACGCGUCGAAGACGAAGAGGAGCCCGAAAUGAUCAAACAAUGGCGUGAGCGACGAGAUCUGCAACUGCAGGCGCGCGAGGAGAAGUCAGAAGAGCGCAAGGCCGAGACCAUCAAGGCAGCCCAGGAGAACAUCGAUGAUUUCUACAACAACUACAACACCAAGAAGGAGAAGAUGUUGGCGCAGACCAAGCGCGAUGCCGAGGAGUUCUUAGCUAGCAGAGAGGAUACGAGUGCGGGCGGUACAAGCUGGGAGCGGAUUGCCAAGUUGGUCGAUUUGAGCGGAAAGGGUGCCAGAGGAGGUGCUAGUGGAACUGGAAAGGAGAAGUUCCGUGAGCUGUUGCUUAGUUUGAGAAAAGAUGAGAAGGCUCCGGGUGCUACUGGCAUCUAAAAUUGUCACUGUGAAUAUUUGGGAAACUGGCGGGCUUGUAAGAUCUGAGCGAAAUGGUUGGUUUGUAUUUCUCUAAGGCCUGCCUCUUCGGGUGGAUAUGGGCGGCGUUAAAAUACACGGCAGAAAUCACGAAUACUUUUGACUAACUAAUUCAUGAUGGAUUUUCUUUA
This is a messenger RNA of Hymenoscyphus albidus, 1113 nucleotides long. The record is from the annotation of a GenBank genome assembly. Lineage: Eukaryota; Fungi; Ascomycota; Leotiomycetes; Helotiales; Helotiaceae.